Cladocopium goreaui is the source of this 2859-nucleotide messenger RNA. The record is from the annotation of a GenBank genome assembly. NCBI's taxonomy places the organism in Eukaryota, Dinophyceae, Suessiales, Symbiodiniaceae.
AUGGCUCCUUCUCCCGGCUGGCUCGGCUUCGUUGUCCUUGCUUCUGCCCUGAAUCCCAUGGCACUGAACUUUGGUCAUUCCACAUCCUGUCGUUGUCGCGGAACUCCUUCAGCUGGGCUUCUUCCCACCUUGGGUCGCCACGAGCGUCGGCGCCUCACCCACGCGCUCAACCAGACUUGGGCCUCUCCGGCACCGGCUCUUCUUGGCUUUGGGCUCUGGCGUCGCCCGUCGUACCCCUGCUUUCCGUGCAGGGCUAGCAGACACCUUCACCCAAAGCAGCGGGGCACCUGGGACCGGCGCCUGCAGCGUCGAUGCGGCUUUGCCGGCGUCCGGGUGGGGGAGAUCCCACCCAACCCUGGCUCUGAUCCUGAUUCACUCGCAAUGGAAGUAGAUGGGGGUCAGCCAGCUCUGUCUCGAGUCUUCUGCCCCGUUGCUGGCUGCCCCCAUGCAGACUCCAGCCCAAGGCCGCACUCGCUGUCUGGCUUGUGGCCUCAGCGUGUCAGUCCGACACGGGGUCCACCCGACUUGUCACCCCGCACUCCGGGCCGCCAUCAGCUACCCACUUUCCGGGAAAUUCAGCAAGGCGCCACGCCAACUCUCCGCCAUGUGCCGCGCAGUGCCCGCCACUUGUGGAUCCAGACCCUGGCACGAGCCCUUGCCGCCGUCGUGCACCACAACGGCGAGCAGUCCUGGAAGGAACUCCUGAUGCUGCCUCGCUGUGUCCUCGGCGUCCCAGCCCGUGGCGGCCGCAAGCAUGCCAAAGCCAGCGCUGCCUAUACCUUGGACCGCCUCCACCAGUGGCAGCAGGGCGAAAGGCACAGCCUGUGGAACUCGCGUGGGCAACUCCCCGGCUCCGGGCGCAACAAACCAUUGGCUGCACAGGAACGGCGGACCUUGGCCACAUCCCUGACUCGGGAAGGGUUCGACCGGAAAGCUUGCAACGCCCUGCUUUCACAGGGUCUUUGUCCUCAGACUGCUGAAACGGCGCAGGCACUUCAAGCCCUUCAUCCAGCACAACCUCCGCCCACCACUCCUGACGUGGCAGCUCAACCCGUGGCCGCGGUCUUGGUGCCUGAGGCGAUUGCACGGCGACGGGCUUUGAGAAGCUUCCCGUCCGACACUGCUGCCGGCCCUUCUGGCCUUCGUGUUCAGCAUCUUCGGGAAGCGUGUGCGGCUGGCUCCACCGAAGCUUUGCUGCAGCAACUUUGUGGGGUGGUGAGCCUGUUGGCGCAAGGCCAAGCUUGCCCUGCAGUUGCGCCUAGUUUAGCUGGUGCCAGCCUGGUUGCGCUCCCCAAGCCCACUGGCGGCGUCCGGCCCAUUGCUGUUGGCGAAAUCUUGCGGCGCUUGACUGCAAAGUGUUUGAUGGAAGCUGUGCGCGAUGAUGCGCGGCAACACUUUGCUCCUGUGCAGCUUGGGGUUGCGAUUCCCGGCGGAGCCGAAGCGGCGGUCCACACCGCUAGAGCUUGGUACGACCGCAACAAAGGGCAACCAGGCAAAGUGCUGGUGAAACUGGACUUCAAGAAUGCCUUCAACUUGGUGUCUCGGCAGGCUGUGCUGGACGCUGCGGCUGCUCGCUUUCCUGCUCUGACUCGUUGGGUGGCGUGGUGCUAUAAGCAGCCUUCAGAGCUCCAUUUUGGAAGUGCACACCUGCUUUGCGCAGGUGGGGUCCAGCAAGGCGACCCUUUGGGGCCACUGCUUGUCGCCGGUGCUUUGCAUUCCCUGGCGCUCGAACUCCGGCAGGGGCCGCUGGACAUGGCUUUCUUCUACCUCGAUGAUGGCGUGGUAGCUGGUGAUGCUGCGGCUGUCGGCGCUGCCUUAGCUCACAUCCAAGCUCAGUCAGCGAAUCUUGGGCUGCAUCUCAACUUGGACAAGUCUGAAGUCAUCAGCCUCGGUGCGACUAGCCACCCAGCCCUUGCGGCUCACCUUCCGCCGGCUUUGCUCGCAAAUAGCCAGGGCCAGAGCCGGGUCCAGACCAACUUCGAACUUCUCGGGGCUGCAGUGGGUGAGGAUGCUUUUGUCGGCCUCCGCUUGCUUCGCUCCAGUGGCGGCCAUUGCCGACUGGUCCACAGCAUGCGGUGCACGCCGCCGGCUGCCCAGCUUGACAGCUUCAAGGCUUUUGACCAAGGAGUACGUGCUUGCUUUAGCAGCUUGACGGGCCUGCACCCCACAGAUGCACAAUGGCAGCAAGCUGCUCGGGGAUUUGACCAGGCUGGGCUGGGGCUGCGCUCUACCCACUCGGAUGGGCCAGCCGCCUACUUAGCCUCUCUUGGCAAAAGCCGCACCUUAUGUGGCCAGCUUGCUCCCAGCUUCUCGAACGCGGAAACCCUGGCAUCAUCACAUGCAGCAGCUGCUUUACACCUCUACAAUGGUCACCUUCCAGCUGCUCAGCAAGCCACUUUGCUCACAAGCUUGGGCCAACAACAGAAGCAACUCACCAAAGUACUGGAUGCUGUUGGCUGGGAAGCCCAACUUUCGGCUUCUUCUCUGACUGGAAGGGCCCUCCUCCUCUCCGAAGCUGCUCCUGGGGCACGGGCGUUCCUGGCUGCUCGCAUGGCCAGCUCUGCCUGGAGCCAGCUGUUUUUGUCACGGAGCUGCGCCAUCGCCUUGGCAUCCCUGACGCUGGUGACGAUGCGUGGUGCCCCCAGUGCAAUGGCAUUCUGGACCGCUUUUCCCUCCAUGCUGGUACUUGUUCGGCAGGUGGGGAACGUACGUUGCGGCACCAUGCUCUCCGUGACACUUAUCUACAAGUGGGCUGAGAGGGCAGGUUUGCAACCAGAACGGGAGAAGCCUGGUUUGCUCCCAGCGCCCAGAAGAAACCGGCCUUGGGCGGCGCCGGCCCGCCGAUGUCUUCGUUCCUAG